This is a messenger RNA of Caenorhabditis angaria, 1351 nucleotides long. The record is from the annotation of a GenBank genome assembly. NCBI's taxonomy places the organism in Eukaryota, Metazoa, Nematoda, Chromadorea, Rhabditida, Rhabditidae.
AUGUUUGAUUUGGCACCUGAAUUAAAUGCAGCCGUGGUUUUUGUGGAACAUCGAUAUUAUGGAAAUUCAAAACCGUUUGGUAAUCAAAGCUUUUCAAGUGUUGAGAAUUUGGGAUAUUUGUCAAGUUCGCAAGCAUUGGCAGAUUAUGCGUUUGUAGUUCAACACUUGAAAAAUGGAGUAAGAAAAAUCGAAUUGAUCAGAAUCUCACAAUCUCCUUUUCUAGAAAACCAUUCCUGGUGCUGAUGAGAAUACAGCCGUAAUUGCCAUUGGUGGAUCUUAUGGUGGAAUGUUGUCCGCCUGGCUACGUAUGAAAUAUCCUCACAUUAUUGAUGGAGCAAUUUCCUCCUCUGCUCCUCUCUUAUUUUUCAACUCGAAACAAACCGAUCAUAGUCAGAUUACAACUCGAACUUUUGUUGAUGCUGGCUGCAAUCGGAAAGCAAUUGAGACAGGUUGGGAAGUAUUGGAUAAGUUAGCAAAAACUAAAGCUGGUAGAGGGAAAUUGAAUAAGAUUUUUAAAUUGGAUCCGAAGAAAUCGUUGAUUUCAAAAAAGGAAGAUGUUAAAAAUUUGAAAGAAUAUGUGAAGGAAGCGAUGACUAGAUUGUCUUAUGUGAAUUAUCCAUAUCCAACACAUUUUUUGGAAAAAGUUCCGGGUUGGCCAGUUAAAAAAGUUUGUGAAAAGAUUCGAAAAAUUGAGACGAGUGACGAAAAAACAGCGGAACAACUGUAUAAUGUAAGCUGAUUGUGAGUUCGAAAAAAACACAAUUUUCCAGAUUGUAAAUCUGUACUAUAACUACACUGGCGAUAAGAAAUUUCUAUGUGCAAAUACUGAAAAUUGUGGAGAUGGAUACUCAAUUGGCUGGCCAUUUCAUCGGUGCACUGAAAUGAUAAUUUUAUUGUGUUCGAAAGGUCCACCUAAUGAUUUUUUCUGGAAUAAUUGUCCGGAUUCUUAUGAAAAAAGAACAUUGUGGUGUAAAUCUAAGUGAGUUUAUGAUAUUUAUAAUUUAAAGUAACAUCAAACAUUGAAAGGUUUGAAUCACUUGGCUAUGAAACGAGAAUGAUGAGGCCAAACAAUAUCGUUGACCUUUUUGGAUCACCGGAUUCAUCAACUACAUCUAAUAUAGUAUUCACGAAUGGAGAUCUAGAUCCUUGGGCAGCUUAUGGAUUUACAGAGGAAAAAUUGAAUGGAUCAAUAAAAUCGAUAAUUUUCAAAAAUGGAGCACAUCAUUAUGAUUUGAGAGGAACACAUGAAUUGGACACGAAAGAAGUGAAACAAGUUCGGAUUUUUGAGAAAAAUGAGAUACGAAAAUGGAUCAAGGAGAAAAAUAUGAAGAAAAAUCAUGAAAUUAUUUGA